Messenger RNA from Cebus imitator (Panamanian white-faced capuchin), 2285 nucleotides. RefSeq names its product fatty acyl-CoA reductase 2 (gene FAR2). The transcript is spliced from 12 exons. Bases 448 to 1995 code for a protein of 515 amino acids. Gene Ontology annotation, biological process: long-chain fatty-acyl-CoA metabolic process. Gene Ontology annotation, cellular component: peroxisome. The record is from RefSeq and is a predicted model, not a curated record. Lineage: Eukaryota; Metazoa; Chordata; Mammalia; Primates; Cebidae. Gene Ontology annotation, molecular function: alcohol-forming very long-chain fatty acyl-CoA reductase (NADP+) activity.
CCCCAAAACACACAAAUACGGGAGUCACAGCGAGUGGAUCCGCUGCUGGUGCCGAAUGAAUGGAAGCGCGGGGCGGGCCUGCGCACGCGGCCGCCCUGCCCACGAUGCCGUCGCCCCGCGGCCUGUAGGGCCUUCGCUGGCCCCUCGCCCUCCUCCCGCCCUGGGCUGAGGCUGCCGCCGGCUCCGCGCCCAACGCUGAGGCCGCGGCGGCGACGGGGAAAGUCGGAGGGAGGGUGGUUUCCUCCCGCCCCACACCCAGUCUCCGAGCCGGAUAUAUAGAGUGUCACGUUUGGGAGCCGAAAGACCAGAGCCGCUUCCUUGUGGCUGGAGGGCUUCCCGCAGCCUCGGGGAAGAAGCAGGAUUUGGAGGACCACUAGUUGAACCCCAUCCCCGUGCUGGACGAACAGGAAACUCUUUCAGGAGCUAUAAAAGAGAAAGGGAGGAAUCAUGUCCAUGAUCGCAGCUUUCUAUGGCGGCAAGUCCAUUCUCAUCACAGGGGCCACAGGCUUCAUGGGCAAAGUGCUGAUGGAGAAGCUGUUUCGCACCAGCCCGGACCUGAAAGUCAUUUACAUCCUUGUGAGGCCUAAGGCUGGCCAGACACUCCAGCAGAGGGUUUUCCAGAUCCUAAACAGUAAGCUAUUUGAAAAAGUCAAAGAAGUUUGUCCAAAUGUGCAUGAGAAGAUCAGAGCUAUUUAUGCAGAUCUCAAUCAGAAUGACUUUGGUAUCAGCAAAGAGGACAUGCAGGAGCUUCUCUCCUGUACGAACAUUAUCUUUCACUGUGCAGCCACUGUACGCUUUGAUGACACUCUCAGACAUGCUGUGCAACUUAAUGUCACUGCCACCCAGCAGCUAUUGCUUAUGGCUAGUCAGAUGCCCAAGCUGGAAGCCUUUAUACAUAUCUCUACCGCCUUUUCAAAUUGUAACCUGAAGCACAUCGAUGAAGUUAUCUAUCCGUGCCCUGUGGAGCCAAAAAAAAUCAUCGAUUCCCUUGAGUGGUUAGACGAUGCUAUUAUUGACGAGAUCACACCCAAGCUGAUUGGCGAUCGGCCCAAUACUUACACCUACACCAAGGCCUUGGGAGAAAUGGUGGUGCAGCAAGAGAGCGGGAACAUGAACAUCGCCAUCAUAAGGCCCUCUAUUGUGGGAGCAACUUGGCAGGAGCCUUUCCCAGGUUGGGUUGAUAAUCUGAAUGGACCUAGUGGACUCAUUAUUGCGGCUGGGAAAGGGUUUCUUCGGGCCAUAAAAGCUACUCCAAUGGCUGUGGCAGACUUAAUUCCGGUUGAUACAGUUGUCAAUCUCACGCUAGCUGUAGGAUGGUAUACUGCAGUUCACAGACCUAAGUCAACGUUAGUCUACCACUGUACAUCUGGUAACCUCAAUCCCUGCAAUUGGGGCAAAAUGGGUUUCCAAGUCUUGGCAACCUUUGAAAAAAUCCCACUUGAGAGAGCUUUCAGGAGGCCAUAUGCUGAUUUUACCACCAACAACUUCACAACCCAGUACAGGAAUGCAGUCAGCCACCGGGCCCCUGCCAUCAUCUAUGACUUCUAUCUGCGGCUCACUGGAAGGAAGCCCAGGAUGACAAAGGUCAUGAAUCGGCUUUUAAGAACUGUUUCCAUGAUGGAGUAUUUCAUCAACCGGAGUUGGGAAUGGAGCACAUACAAUACAGAAAUGCUGAUGUCUGAGCUGAGUCCUGAAGACCAGAGAGUAUUCAACUUUGAUGUGCGCCAGUUGAACUGGUUGGAAUACAUUGAAAAUUAUGUUUUGGGAGUUAAAAAAUACUUGUUGAAAGAGGAUAUGGCUGGGAUUCCAGAAGCAAAGCAACACUUAAAAAGGCUCCGAAAUAUUCACUACCUCUUUAAUACUGCCCUCUUCCUUAUCGCCUGGCGCCUUCUCAUUGCAAGAUCUCAGAUGGCUCGGAAUGUCUGGUUCUUCAUUGUAAGCUUCUGUUAUAAAUUCCUCUCCUACUUUAGGGCAUCCAGCACGCUCAAGGUUUAAGAACAUGUUGUCAUCGCUUUUAUCUGGAACCUCUCAGAUACCUCUAAAACAGCAAACUGUGAUUCUCAAGAUUAGAAAGUAGCAAGGAAUAUGCCCAAAUUGUCAGAUGUCACAUAUGCUGUCAUGUAUUUGUCCCUAUUCCUUAACUAUAUAUUUUUAUUUCAGUGAGAGAAGGAAAGUUGUAAACUAGCCCAUAAUCAUAUAUAUUUUAGGGAAAACAAACCCACAUUGUUUCCUAACAUUCUAUUUUAUGCCCUUGCGUAUUAAAAUGAAAGUACUCCCACUUUUCU